This is a messenger RNA of Epinephelus fuscoguttatus (brown-marbled grouper), 3105 nucleotides long. RefSeq names its product von Willebrand factor A domain-containing protein 5A-like. The record is from RefSeq and is a predicted model, not a curated record. The coding region runs from base 441 to 2840 and encodes 799 amino acids. The transcript is spliced from 21 exons. NCBI's taxonomy places the organism in Eukaryota, Metazoa, Chordata, Actinopteri, Perciformes, Serranidae.
ACUGCAAGUCACUGAGCAACUUUUGUUGCGGUUUCUUUUUUGAUGGGAGUGGACAUUUCAGGACGAAAACAACAGAAUGCGCAGUCAUUUUGAUUUUUUAAAGCGUACAGAACCCGAAAAAACGACACAUUGAGCCGUUUCUUUGUAUUUGUUUCCUUGUUGAAUGUGAAAAAUCUGAUGACGCCAUCUACAGCUGUGCGCGUGACUCAUGCUGAGCAGCAUUCCGUGGUAAGCAGUUAGUGGGUGGGACAGGUGACAGGCAACAGGCCGGCAAGUGACGGGAAAACCUAACCCGUAACUUGUGGGCGUGGUUUAGGUUUGACUGCGUAUCUCCAACCAGAAGCCUUGUGUAUUAUUCCUCUCCAGGCUCUCCUUCCUGCUCAGAGUGCACUUUCUUCUUACAGCACAACUUCCUCAGCAGUGAAACCUGUUGAACAAGCAUGAUGGUGAACUGCUGUGGUCUGCUCACAGCCAGUAAGGAACCAGUUCCUCUAAAGAGCAUCGAGGUGGAGGUGGAGGUGAGGGACCAUGUGGCUACAGUGGUCUCCACUCUGAACUAUGAGAACAAGGAGGACAAACCAAUAGAGGCAGUUUUUGUCUUCCCUCUGCCUGGAGAUGCUGCUGUCUGUCAUUUCAGUGCUAAGAUUGGACAAAAAGAGAUUGUAGCUGAGGUGAAGGAGAAACAGAAGGCUCGAGAGGAGUAUGAUGAUGCACUGAGCUCCGGUCAGCAGGCCUUCCUGUUGGAGGAGAGUGAGCAGAGUCCAGAUAUAUUCUCUCUGAGUGUGGGCAGUCUGCCUCCAGGAGAGAGCGCCUCCAUCAGGCUGGAGUACGUCACUGAGCUGGCUGUGCAGGCUGAUGACGGGCUGAGGUUUUGUCUGCCUGCUGUGCUCAACCCUCGCUACCAACCUCAGGGGAGUGAAGGGAGUGAAGUUGCCAUUGUCAAGGUGACCUCUGUCCCAGCCUCUCUGGUGCCCUACAGUCUGUCUUUCUCUGCCCGAGUGUCCUCUCCUCGUCCAGUCUCUAAAGUAGAGUCCAGCUGUUCCCUGGAUCCUCUGCAGUACCUCAACACAGAGCAAACCCAGGCCAUGGUCAAGUUGGCUGCAGGACACAAGUUUGACAGAGAUGUUGAACUGCUGAUUUAUUACAAAGAUGCCCACCAGCCCACUGCUGUGGUGGAGGCAGGACAGGCGUCUGCCAAGCCUGGCACUCUGAUGGGUGAUCCAGUAGUGAUGCUGAGCCUGUACCCUGAGUUCCCCCAGGCUUUGAUGUCUUCAGUCGCCUCAUGUGGAGAGUUUGUGCUCUUAUUGGAUCGAUCUGGCAGUAUGCAGGGAGAACGUAUGAAGAGUGCCAAGGAUACUCUGCUGCUCCUGUUGAAGAGCUUACCAAUGGGCUGCUAUUUCAACAUCUACAGUUUCGGGUCCAGCCAUGAACACAUCUUCCCUAAGAGUGUGGAGUACAGCCAGGAGACCAUGGAACAGGCUCUGAAGAAAGUUGGGGAAAUGACGGCUAACCUGGGAGGAACAGAGAUCCUGAGGCCCCUCAAAGAUAUUUACAGCCAGCCCUGCAUUCCCAAUCAACCUAGACAACUAUUUGUCUUUACUGACGGAGAGGUGUGGAACACCAAAGAAGUCAUCAGUCUGGUGAAGAAGAAUUCAGGUUCCCACAGGUGCUUCUCUUUCGGGAUUGGGGAAGGGGCCAGCUCUGCUCUUAUCAACGGGUUGGCCAAGGAAGGAGGAGGUCACGCUCAGUUCAUCACAGGGAAAGAGAGGAUGCAGCCUAAAGUGAUGCAGUCGCUGCGAUUUGCUCUGCAACCAGCUGUGGUGGACGUCUCAGUCAACUGGGAUGUGCCAAAGGGAGUCUCUGUCACUGCUCUCUCUCCACCAAUCACAGCACUUUUCCAGGGUCAGAGGUCACUGAUUUAUGCCCAGCUGACUGGACAGAGUUCAGAGGCAGCAGAGGGCUGUGUGACGGUGAAGUACAGCCUGGCAGGUCAUCCCUCUCAGAACCAGCUCCACUUCAAUCUCACGCCUGCAGAGGACACUGGAUUAACAGUCCACAGGUUGGCUGCUCGGACUCUGAUUCGCUCCCUGGAGAUGGAGGAGAAAGAGUGCACAGGAGAGCAAGGUGAAGGAGUGAAGAAGAAAGUGGUGGAGGUCAGUGUCCAAUCAGGAGUGAGUAGUGUCUUCACUGCCUUCAUUGCUGUCAACAAAGGCGAUGGCGAGGCGAUUCAGGGACCUCUGGUGCGCAGAAAUGUUCCAACACCAAUGAUGAUGGCCUAUAGUAUGCCUAUGCCUAUGAUGUCUAUGAUGCGGUGUGCUAAAAUGUCGAUCAACUGUGAUAUGGGACCUACUCCGAAGUGUGCUGCCCCACGUAGUCGAGCAUUUUUCUCUGGUAAGAAGAAAGCUGUCAUGGUGAAACCAGAGAUGAUGGUCUGUAGUAUGCCACAGCAGCUGAGCAAUGAUUUGGAAAUGGAAGAAGGCUGCUCAGAUGAAUUUCCACCUGAGCAGCCACCCAGAGACCCUUUGCUGCAGUUGAUCUCCCUCCAGAAGGCGUCUGGCAGCUGGGAGCUGGAUUCAGCUCUGGCUGCUGCACUGGGAAAGACCAGCAAGGAGGUGGAAAAGCCAAAGCCUGCAUCGGUGAACCAGGAAGUGUGGGCCACCAUUCUGGCUCUGAUCUGGCUUCAUGGCUCCAAGAUGGAUGCUCAGGAUGAGUGGGAGCUUCUGGCCAUGAAGGCUGUGUCAUGGCUCCGUGCUCAGAAUGCACCAUGUGUGACAGAGUGUGUGGAAGCUGGAAAUACUCUGUUGGGUUUCACGGUGAAGAAAGACGCCCUGGGACUCUGAAGUUUCACUGAAGGAGUUUCUCUUUAGGAUUGGUACCCUGAAGCAGAUUCACUUCAUCAACACUGCACCACACCAUGUACCUAGUAACAGUUAAAUCCAAUUCUUUUCUGUUUUCAUUUGGCAUUUCUCCUUGUUGAUACGUUUAUUGGUCUUUUUAAUCAGAACAAAUUUGGUUUUUCAUUGUAAAAGUAAAUAAAGUAAAUUUAAACGAAUGUAAAUUUGUGUCUGAAACAACUGAAAAUUAAAAUUGGAGCUUUGAACAAAA